CGUCCGCACGACCCUCGAUGCAGUAGACGCUGAUCGCCGGGACGCCAAGGGUCGUCUUUCGCGUCGUCAUAGUCGUUGACACAUUAAAAAAUUGCACGACCGAUAAAUUCGACAUAAGAUUUCAUUAAGAGAUUUCAAAAACCGGAUUCGAAAAUUUGGUAUGUUCGAAACGUUGAAUUAAUGCGAGUGAAUAUUUCACGGUUCAAAGUGCGAAACACAGCGACAUUUAUGGCGCGUUCAUGUAGUGCUACAUCGAUCAGAAAAUUUGGGUCAACGGAGAGAAGAGUUUAAGGAUUUUUUUUUACGACUUAUUUACGACUUUACGAAUUAUUCGAACUCCGUUUUUUUUUGAUAAUUUUUUUGCGUGGCAUAAUUUUAUACAAAGUGAUCAGGGAGAAAGAGGCUUUACUAUUAAAGGGUAGUGAUGCAAGGAGCGAGGAUGCUGAGGAUCAUGAGAGUCGGGGUCAAUGGAUUCAGAGGAUUUCAUUCUUCCAGCAAGAGACAUGAUGCUGUGCCAGCAUCCACGAGAUUUGGAAAUGUAAAAUAUUUGGACGCCGCUCUUGGAACUGCAGUGGAAGAAAAACAUUCUCAAACACGCGAAUACAGCUUCAUUCAUGACAGCCACUAUAUGUAUACUCGAGAUCAAGAUCAAGCAACGAACGCUGAAGAUGCUUUAUUCGACAUGUUUAAAAAUGAAGAAACUGGCCUCGUAACGGUGGGAAAAUUUCUAGCUGCUUUAAGGAUAACCGGCUUGCGGAAAAAUGAUCCUCGUCUGCAAGAACUUACGGAUAAUUUGAAAAAGGAACAUGCAAAGACAGGUCAAGAAGGUAUAUCACACGAAACGCAAAAGCUAAAUAGAGAACAAUUUAGAAGAAUUAUAAAUCCCAAUAUCGUUCUGAUCUCACGAGCGUUCAGGCACCAGUUCAUAAUUCCCGACUGGCUGGGUUUCACGAAGCACAUCGAGGAUUUUUAUUGGAAGUGCAAGACAAACACCGAAGGCAAGGUCGCUUCCUAUAUACCGCAGUUAGCCAGAAUGAAUCCGGAAUAUUGGGGCGUAUCUGUGUGCACCAUUGAUGGCCAGCGGUUCAGUAUCGGCGACACCUCAAUUCCGUUCACCCUUCAAAGUUGCAGCAAACCUUUGACCUAUGCGAUAGCCUUGGACAGAUUGGGUCCGGAAGUGGUACAUCAAUACGUUGGCCAAGAACCGUCCGGUAGAAAUUUUAACGAGCUUGUGCUCGAUUAUAACAAGAAGCCACACAACCCUAUGAUAAACGCCGGUGCGAUACUGAUUUGCUCGCUUUUGAAAACAUUAGUCAAGCCGGAAAUGGGCCUGGCAGAAAAAUUCGACUUCACGAUGAACUACUUCAAAAGAUUGGCCGGCGAAGAAAGUCUUGGCUUCAACAACGCUGUUUUCUUAUCGGAGCGAGAAGCGGCUGACAGAAAUUAUGCUUUAGGAUUUUAUAUGAGGGAACACAGUUGUUACCCAGACAAAUCAAAUUUGCGCGAAAUUAUGGACUUCUAUUUCCAGUGCUGCGCCAUGGAAGCAAAUUGCGAGACGAUGGCAGUGAUGGCAGCCACACUAGCAAACGGCGGCAUAUGUCCGACCACCGAAGAAAAAGUCUUAAAACCGGACAGCGUUCGUGACGUAUUAAGUCUUAUGCACAGCUGCGGCAUGUACGACUAUAGCGGGCAAUUCGCAUUCAAAGUUGGUAUACCAGCGAAAUCUGGUGUGUCAGGAAGCCUUCUGGUGGUAAUUCCAAAUGUUAUGGGAAUAUGCAUGUGGUCUCCACCCUUGGAUCCGCUUGGCAAUUCCUGUCGCGGUGUGCAAUUCUGCGAAGAGCUCGUGCGCGAAUUUAAUUUUCACAGAUAUGAUAACUUGAAGCAUGCGACGAACAAAAAGGAUCCUAGACGGCACAAGUAUGAGACGAAAGGCCUUUCGAUCGUUAAUCUUCUGUUCAGCGCUGCCAGUGGUGAUGUCACAGCGAUGAGAAGACAUCGACUAAGCGGGAUGGACAUGACUUUGUCGGACUACGACGGCAGAACCGCGUUGCACUUGGCCGCCAGCGAAGGUCAUCUGGAUUGCGUCGAGUUUCUGAUCGAGCAGUGCGGAGUCCUACAUAAUCCCAAGGACAGAUGGGGCAAACGACCAGUCGACGAAGCGGAAACUUUCGGGCAUAUGCAAGUAGUAGAAUAUUUGAAUAACUAUGCUCUCGCUCACAAAACCGAGCUAGAGAACAAACAGAACGAGACUGAUGACGAGAACGAGUCUAAAACGCAAGACACAGCGGUGCAAUCGCCAUUACCGUAAACAAUAAUGAGCGACGAAUUUACGCGAAACUUAAGGAUGGAACAAAGGAUUGUGUAAAAGCUAUCGAGAAAAUACAUUUUUAAAUAGUAUGAAUAUAUUUUUAUUUUAAUUUUUUUUGUUAUAUUUAAACAACAUAUAACAUAGAUUUGCCAUGUCAUUUAUUCGUAUAAGAAUUAUUUGCCAAUUGCACGCAUUUUCUUAUUCAAUGUGUGCAAAGUUUAAUAGGAAAUUUUAUAUGAAAAUUUACAUUAUCUUUAAAGGAAUCAUAAUAAGGGAGCAAUAAUUUUUAUCUAUUAUUUUCAAGAUGUGUUAGAGUAUUAGAAAAUACAUAUAACAUGACUUUGUUUUACUUAUUAUAUUCGAUAUAAUCUCGAUAGCACACUCAGAUUAGUAGAAACUGUGAUUGAUAUUAUGUUACGCAUGUGCUUUUUUAUUUAAUUAUUUUAGCAUUAAGAGUUCCUAAUAAUGAAGUGUUUGCUUCAUCGUUUUAUUAAUUUCUAUAUUUUUUAUUUAUCUCGUUACAUUCUAUUGCUAGAGAAGUCUAUUAUUUUUUAAAAUAGUCUUUAUUUUAUUAUUCUGU
Molecule: messenger RNA, 2888 nt
Organism: Nylanderia fulva
Lineage: Eukaryota; Metazoa; Arthropoda; Insecta; Hymenoptera; Formicidae
Gene: GLS
Product: glutaminase
Biological process (GO): L-glutamine catabolic process
Molecular function (GO): glutaminase activity; protein binding
Source: RefSeq, a predicted model, not a curated record